Clonostachys rhizophaga is the source of this 309-nucleotide messenger RNA. Lineage: Eukaryota; Fungi; Ascomycota; Sordariomycetes; Hypocreales; Bionectriaceae. The record is from the annotation of a GenBank genome assembly.
AUGACCGGCGCUAUCUGCAAGUGCUGGAGUGCCUCGAUCACAUACGGGAACGCUUGGUGGACCGCCAGCAUGGUCCAUCCUACAAGAAAAUCCGGGAAAGUCGGGGUGGGCAUGCCUACGGUGGGGAUGCCGUCAGUCGUGGACCCGGAGGAACUGCGCGAGGAGGCCAUGCCUUUGGCGGUGCGGCGACAGACGACGGUUCGGGAGGUGCUGUUAGAGGUGGAGCUGCGUGGGGAGGAAACGCCGAGGGAGAUUACGCCUUUGCCGGUAGUGCAACUGGAGGUAGUAAACAUGGCCCGAGAGCCAUAG